This is a messenger RNA of Rhizophagus irregularis DAOM 181602=DAOM 197198, 990 nucleotides long. RefSeq lists its product as uncharacterized. Gene Ontology annotation, biological process: fatty acid beta-oxidation using acyl-CoA dehydrogenase. NCBI's taxonomy places the organism in Eukaryota, Fungi, Glomeromycota, Glomeromycetes, Glomerales, Glomeraceae. Gene Ontology annotation, cellular component: mitochondrion. Gene Ontology annotation, molecular function: flavin adenine dinucleotide binding; electron transfer activity. The record is from RefSeq and is a predicted model, not a curated record.
AGACCUCUUCUUGUCCUUCGUGGUUAUGCAACUUCUCAAGACGUUUCGACCUUACUUCUAGUUGAACACAAAGAUAAAUCUAUUGCUUCUUCUACACUCAAUGCGUUCACAGCUGCUUCAAAACUCGGUAACAAUAUAACUGCUCUUGUUGCCGGUGAAGAUCCCGGGCAUGUAGCUUUGGAGGUUUCCAAAAUUAAUGGCGUUUCCAAAGUUCUCGUAGCAAAAGAUAAAGCUUAUGAACACGGACUUGCAGAAGUUUAUGCGCCUUUGCUAGCUUCUGCACAGAAACAACUAAAGUUUACACAUUUGGUUGCCUCUCAUUCAGCAUUUGGCAAAAAUAUUAUGCCUCGCGCCGCAGCAUUAUUAGAUGUUGCUCAAAUUUCGGAUGUUAUUGAUAUCGAGUCGCCAGACAUUUUUGUGAGACCAAUUUAUGCAGGGAACGCUAUCGCUAAGGUAAAAUCAAAAGAUCCUAUUAAAGUUUUAACUAUUAGAGGAACAGCAUUUCCUCCCGUUCCUGUAGGAGAUCAGGCAGGAGUUUCAUCUGAGGCCGCGCCUGAAUCCGAGAAACUUGCUUUGACUGAAUGGGUUAGUGAAGAACUUCAAAAAAGCGAUCGACCAGAACUUGGCACAGCAACAAAAGUUGUAUCGGGUGGUAGAGCUUUGAAAAGUAGAGAGAAUUUCGAUAAGUUAAUUUUUAGUCUUGCUGAUUCAAUUGGAGCUGCUGUUGGAGGUUCAAGAGCUGCUGUAGAUUCAGGAUAUUGUGAUAAUGCUAUACAAGUUGGACAAACAGGAAAAGUUGUCGCGCCAGAAUUUUACUUGGCUGUAGGUAUUAGUGGAGCAAUACAACACAUAGCUGGAAUGAAGGACAGUAAAGUGAUAGCAGCAAUUAAUAGUGAUCCUGAUGCACCUAUUUUUCAGAUUUCAGAUUAUGGACUCGUCGCGGACUUAUUCACUGCUGUUCCUGAAUUGACGGAAAAAUUAAAAAAAUGA